Molecule: messenger RNA, 285 nt
Organism: Phytophthora infestans T30-4
Lineage: Eukaryota; Oomycota; Peronosporomycetes; Peronosporales; Peronosporaceae
Exons: 2
Coding region: 1-285 (94 amino acids)
Source: RefSeq, a predicted model, not a curated record
AUGGGCUGUAUGAUCCAAGCGAAGCAGUGGACACCAAGUGCGAUCUGCCCAGUCCGGCCGCUUAAAAUCGUUUGGAGCACAAACCUGCACGAAAAAGUUGGCGAAGAAGUAGCCGACGACGAUCAGGAUAGCACCCAGAGAGCCUGCAACUCGGUCGAGCUGGAUGUACCAAAUCAUGUAGAUGACGGAAACGAGGCCAAGAAGCUUAACGACUCGGCGAACGGAUCGAGGGCUGCUAACAUGCACAGCCACGUGACGAUGAUCGGCCAGAUGCAAGCAAAGUGA